UUAUUAUGCAAACUACGAAUCUCUUUUCUUGCUCCGCGUUUCGGAUAACAUCAUUGAACAGCGACUGCCGAUUCUCCAGUUGCUAUAAAUACCGCUGCUGUAUCAACGUGCCUCCUACAAUUCACUCUCACUCACUCACUCACUCACUCGCACACGACGAUUCAAUUUUUCUCCUUUUCCAUUCACUAAUUCCGCGAGAAUGGCAGCACCCGGAGCGAUUCGCGAGAGCGAGGGAUCAGCCAACAGCCUUGAAAUCGACGCUCUAGCUCGUUUCGCCCUCGACGAACACAACAAGAAGCAGAAUUCUCUGUUGGAGUUCAAAAAGGUGUCGAAUGUGAAGCAGCAAGUUGUUGCGGGCACAAUGUACUACAUAACGCUGGAGGCGGCCGACGGAGGCCACAACAAAGUCUACGAGGCCAAGGUUUGGGUGAAGCCAUGGAUGGACUUCAAGGAAGUUCAGGAAUUCAAGCACGUCGGCGACGCUUGAUUUCAGUUCUUGCUGCCCAUCAGACGAUACCAUAUUGUAAAAUAAAGAUAUCGCAGCUUGGACUCAACUUGAAUAAUGUUGUAAGUUUGUUUGAAGGGCAUCUGAUUAAUUUCCAACAAAUCUUCUAACUUGAUGCAACUCUACUUUGUAGUUCUCGUGAUCAUGAAGUAGUAUAUGUUGAUGCUUGUUUGUUUAUUA
This is a messenger RNA of Salvia miltiorrhiza (redroot sage), 685 nucleotides long. Its product is annotated as cysteine proteinase inhibitor A-like. NCBI's taxonomy places the organism in Eukaryota, Viridiplantae, Streptophyta, Magnoliopsida, Lamiales, Lamiaceae. The transcript has 2 exons. Gene Ontology annotation, molecular function: cysteine-type endopeptidase inhibitor activity. The coding region runs from base 200 to 487 and encodes 95 amino acids. The record is from RefSeq and is a predicted model, not a curated record.